This is a messenger RNA of Carassius gibelio (silver crucian carp), 5554 nucleotides long. RefSeq names its product epidermal growth factor receptor substrate 15-like. The record is from RefSeq and is a predicted model, not a curated record. Bases 99 to 3212 code for a protein of 1037 amino acids. NCBI's taxonomy places the organism in Eukaryota, Metazoa, Chordata, Actinopteri, Cypriniformes, Cyprinidae. The transcript has 25 exons. Gene Ontology annotation, molecular function: cadherin binding; calcium ion binding. Gene Ontology annotation, cellular component: plasma membrane; clathrin coat of coated pit; cytoplasm. Gene Ontology annotation, biological process: endosomal transport; endocytosis.
AUCAAUCCACAGAGUAAUCCAUUACCAGGUUUUGUAGCAUCCCUAUAUUGCCCAUUGCCUAUCGCAACGCAGGAUGAACUAGUGGGAGCAGAAACACUAUGGCUGCCAGUCUUUCCCUGACUCAGCUUUCGAGUGGGAAUCCUGUCUAUGAGAAAUACUAUCGACAGGUAGAUCCGUCUGGCAGUGGGCGUGUAGGAGCUGCUGAUGCUGCCUUAUUUUUAAAGACAUCUGGCCUUACAGACCUGAUCCUUGGCAAGAUAUGGGACUUAGCAGAUUCAGAUCGCAAAGGCUCGCUAAACAAGCAGCAAUUUUUUGUCGCCCUCCGUUUGGUGGCGUGUGCUCAGAAUGGACUUGAAGUGUCUCUUAAGAGCUUAAAUACUGCAGUUCCUCCCCCAAAGUUUCAUGACACUAGCAGUCCUCUUCAGUUUGGCCCCGUGCCCACGGACUGCCCAUGGGUUGUCAAGGCGGAGGAGAAGCUGAAAUUCGAUGCCAUCUUCGACAGCCUCAUUCCUGUGGGCGGCAUGCUCACGGGCGAUAAGGUCAAACCAGUGCUCCUCAACUCUAAACUCCCUGUGGACGUUCUUGGCAGGGUUUGGGAGCUCAGUGACAUUGACAGAGAUGGCAUGCUGGACAAAGAUGAGUUUGCUGUGGCCAUGCAUUUGGUAUACAGAGCCCUGGAGUCUGAGCCAGUUCCCAUGUCUCUGCCUGCCGUUCUGAUUCCACCAUCAAAGCGGAAAAAAAUAGCCACACCUCCUGUGAUGCCCCUCUUAUCAUCCCCAGCACAGCAUAAAGAGAGAGGCUCCGCCCACUCUGGAUCUAAAACACUUCCAGCUAAACCUACACCACCACAGUGGGUGGUAUCUCCAGCAGAGAAAGCCAAAUAUGAUGACUUAUUCACCAAGACAGACAGUGACAUGGAUGGCUUGGUAUCUGGUGCUGAGGUCCGAGAUAUAUUUCUAAAGACUGGUUUGCCAUCUGCCACUUUGGCCCGCAUUUGGGAGCUUUGUGACAUAGGAGACAUCGGAAAGCUGAGCCGAGAACAGUUUGCAUUAGCUCUAUAUCUAAUCAAUCAGAAGAUGUCAAAGGGAGUCGACCCACCCCAGACACUCUCUCCGGAAAUGAUCCCUCCUUCUGAUAGACUGGCACAACAGAACAAUGCUGCUGCAGUACAGGCUGCUGAUUUCUCUGCAAUUAAAGAGCUGGACUCGCUCACCAAUGAAAUCAUGGACCUACAGAAGGAGAAGAGCUCGGUGGAACAGGACAUCAAAGAGAGGGAGGAAACUAUACGGCAGAGGAACAGUGAAGUCCAGGACCUGCAGGAGGAGGUUCAGAAGGGCUCGGAGGAGCUGAGCCGUCUGCAGGCGGAGCGACAGGAGGUGCAGGAGAAGCUGGAGAGGCUGGACGAGCAGAAACGCUCUCUAGAGGAGCAGCUCAGACUCAUACAGCAACAAUGCAGCCAGGAAACCCAACUGAUCCAGUCAUUGCAGGUGGAGCACUCCGAGCAGGAGCAGAGAAUCGGUGACUUUGAAGAGGAGUUGACCAGAGCCAGAGAAGAACUGCUCCAACUGCAGGAGGAGACCCGUCAACUGGGAGAGAAAGUUCAGUCUGCCCGUGAUCAACUCUGCCCCCUUGAGGAUGCUGUUAAAGAAUCCCACACACAGAUUGCUCAGGAACAGAAACGUUUGGCCGAGCUUAAAUCCGAGGAGAGAGAAGUGACCGCAAGACUUACGUGGAGAAUCCUGGAAGAGCCGGUGCUCGUCAACGGAACAGCGCCCCCCUCUGAGCAGCCCGAGCAACUGCAGUGGCCUCAACCCACAGCACAGCUGCUGGAGAAACCCAAAGACGACAAAGUCCAGGACGAAGAGGAGCAAUCGUCUGUGGAUGAGCCGCAGGAGCUUAGAGUCACAGAGGAGCAGCCCGGGUCAGAGGCAGAGGAGCCGUCCACCAGCCCAGAGGAGCAAGAGCCUAAAGCUGACUUGUAUAGCUCUGACCUUUACAACAGUGGGUUAUGCACUGCCAGCCCCACUGCUAUGGCCUGGCCUCAGGGGAACACGGAAAGCACAACACAAGCUAACCCAGAGCCAGAGAUCGAGGAAGAGAAGGGAAAGCCAGAGGAGCAGCCUUCCACCAGCUACCCAAAGGCGGAAACUGUGGAGCCAGAGAAGAAGGAAGCUGCCCAGCAAGUUACUAAGCCGCCCAGUGGUCCUGGCCUUGACUUCUUCCAUUCGGACCCUUUCAUUGACAGUGAUCCAUUCACUGAAGACCCUUUCUCAAAAGUUGACAUUUUAGAUCCUUUCAGUGGGGACCCUUUUAAAGGCACAGACCCGUUUGCAGCAGAUAACUUCUUCAAGCAGUCCUCAGUUGGUUUCCCCUCAGGAGAUCCUUUUGGGUCUUCCGAUCCAUUCAGUGCCACCACAGGCCCAAAAGAACUUGAUCCAUUCACAUCCAGCACAACCAGUAAUGCAGUCACUCCAGACCCGUUUGCUUCCGGUAGUGGUAACAUCCAAGACACUGAUCCAUUCGGAUCCAAAAUGGAUGCCCUGGGAGACUCUGAUCCCUUCAGCUCGACUGGCACAGGACACGAUCCAUUUGGAGGAUCAGAUAUUCCAGCAAGAGAUGGACCAGCAGCAGCCAAUGAUCCUUUUGCCCCAGGAGGAACUACAGUAGCCACUAACUCAGACCCAGAUCCCUUUGCUGCAGUAUUUGGCAAUGAGACUUUUGGAGGAGGUUUUGCAGACUUUAGCAGCUUAACAAAAUCUAAUGGCAGCGAUCCAUUCGACUCGAGUACAAACAAGAAUUUAUUUAAGGAGGACACUCAGUCAGAUGUUCCUCCAGCAUUACCGCCCAAAACCGGAACACCCACCAGACCUCCACCUCCACCCCCAGGUAAGCGGUCCAACAUCCACCGAUCAGAGUCGUCCGAGUCAUUUCAGAGGCGUGGUUUGUUCAAGGCUCAGGGCUCUGGAGAGUUCUCCUCCCUUCCCGCUAAAGACUCGGUACCAGACCCCUUCGCCCCUUCCUCACCCCACCAAGCCCCGCGCGACCCCAACCGAUUCGCCAGCUUUGACAAAUACCCCACAGAGGAGGACAUGAUAGAGUGGGCGAAGCGGGAGAGUGAGAGAGAAGAGCGGGAGCGCGUGGCUCGCCUGACCCAGCAAGAGCAGGAGGAUCUGGAGCUGGCGAUAGCCCUCAGCAAAUCCGAGCUGUCCUGACCCAAGCUUCAUACAGCACCACCACCACCCAAGCCACAUUAAUGAGGAGGAGGAGGAACAGAGGAAGAGCUGGAAUCACCACAAUUAGAAGAAUCCUUCACCCCCAUCUCCAGUCAUUUGAUAAUCAUCUAGGAUUCCAGCUUCUUCUGAAUGUCCACUGAGUUCUCCUGGUGUCUGGUUGGCUGGAUAAUAUAUGAAGGCCAAGUUAAGAUGGAGUUAAAGGUAACAGACUCAUUGCAGCCUAUGUGGCUUGAAAUCUCUGGUGUGACUUACUCCCUUUGUUUUAAAAUAACCUCAAAUCAAGAGAGCACCACUGAUCCAAAACUGUAAGAUCUGAUGUCCAGUUCGAUAUAAUUGAACAAGUGUUCCUGAACAAAUCUAUACCCUUCUAUUUGAAGUUUAUUUUAGAGUGAUUAUAAUAAGGUUACCAGUGCAGUGAAUGUAUGUAGAUCUGUGACGUAGAGGGUUAAAGAGAAAUCCACAACAAGUGUUCCAAGGAUCGUUCUCUUGCUUUUAUGGGCAAUAUUAACUAUUUUGUUUAACGUUUACAAGCAGCCGAAUUGGGCAGCUUCAUUCGCUUUUCAAAGUUUCAACAAUAGUUCUCUGACAUAAGAGGUUUUUAUUGUGGGCAUGUCUGUCCACUCUCAGGGACGUAUCCCACAAGCCAUGAAACCUCAUAACCACAACCUGAUCAGUGAAGUUCAGCUAGAAUUGAAGAUGAGGUGCUUGUAACAUUAUCAUCUACUGCAACUGAAUUUCUACCCAACUAAGAGAGAACAUUGAUGAAAUUUAGAAAAGAACAACCAUGCAACCGCCAUUUUACCUUUUAUGAUUUUAACAGUACAGCAUUUAUACUUUACUCAGACUCAAUCUGUCCUUUUGAAGAAUCGAAAUCGACAAGCUACUAAGAGUCGUUAUUUGACAUUGCAAAUUUAUAAAUAGCUGUUAUAAAUAAUGAAAAUGUACAUACUUGUGAAAUGUUUGCCAGUAAUCUUACUACAGUGUAUUCAUAUCCUAAAACAUAUUCUAUUUUAUCAAAAAACGUAGAAUAUAGGAAGUUUGCUUUAUAAAAAUAUCCCUUCUGUCUUAUAUCUAAUGACAAGUGCUGAAGCAGUCGGAUGAAAUGAUUUAAAAAAAAAUUUUGGCUCAAAAUGUGUAGCAAGUCUUGUUAUCUGAUUUUCAGAAAACUGAUUUAACGAGUAAAUCCGAGCCAUGGUAAAUCAAGCCGUGAUAUUUUCUGUAGUGCCUACCUGUUCAGCUUUGCCUUGAGAAAAUCAACUUGUGCUGAAUCAGAAAUGAUCAUUUGUUAAUCCUUUAAUAGCAUUACAUUUCUCGAAAGCACUCUUAAUACACAAAUGCAAUGUUUCCACUGUCAUUUAAGAUAUAAGUACCAGCUGCUUUCCUUUUAUUCAUUUUGUACAACAUUGUCACUUGACACAUUUCCAAAUAUGAUUAAAACACUCUCUGGGGAUCGAUAAUGCACAGUUGGUUGCAUUUUCAUGUGCACAAAUCCGUAUAAGCUUAACAGGUGGUAAAUUUAAACCUAAUACCAAUGCAGUUAUCAUUAUUACAUUGCAACAUGUAAAAAACAUUUCAGUUGUCUGUAUGUAGUUUCACCAGUAGGUGGACUCACUGAGAUAUGACACGUGAAAAACAAGAACCUGCUUUCAAAGUUCAGUCUCGUGGGUAUAGUUGGAUUCUGAAGUGACUACAAUAGAUGUGAUUUGUGAAGAUUUUCUUUCACAUAAAAUUUAUAUAUGAAGGCACCUGAAAGCAAAAUGCAAUAAUGUGCUCUUUUUUUUUUUAUACUUUUUUUUUAUGCUUUGUCAGAUUCCCAACCCCCUUUGGCCUUUGACAUUUUGGUUCAGGACUCUAUCUUAGACAUAGAAAUAUGUGGCUGAGGUGAAGAUAAUGAAAGAAGGGAAUAGCAACGCUUGUCUAAUCUGCCUUUUAUUUGGCCAACCCAGCAUUUACAUGCAAUUCAUGAAGAUUUGAAGCAUUACCGUUAAUCAGGCAGAAACACAGCAUUAAAAAAACUUGCACUCCUCAUUUCAAACCAAUGCUUGGCCUUCUCUUUAUGGCUGCUGCUUGUUUGUUAUCGCCCCUGCAUAUUGUUAAAAAGUUCUUAUGGUCUGUCUAUUGUUGAUUAUGUAUGUAUGUAUGUAUGUAUAAGCUUUGUGUGCCUCUAAAAGAAAACCACUUAUAUGUUGGCCACUGACUGCCUUUUAAGAACAGGCUAAUUGUAUUUUAUUUUUUUAACGUCCCAUUAUUGGAGGCAAUUGUUUAAAUGUUAAGUAACGUAAUUAAAACAAACAAAAUAAAUAUUAAACUAUUAAAAAAUA